AUGAAAGUUGUAAAGUUUCCUUGGCUUUCUCAUAGGGAAGAACAUAGAAAAUAUGAAGUUUAUUCAGCAGAUGUAAGUCCAGAUGGCAAGAGAUUAGCAACUGGUGGUUUAGAUGGUAAGAUUCGUAUCUGGUCUAUAAGCUCAAUCUUAGAGGCAUCGGUAAGUAAAGACCCUAAUAAUCUUUCAAAUGAUUUAAAGUUACCCUUAGCAAGUAUGAGCAGACAUACAGGUUCAGUAACUUGUGUGAAGUUCUCACCAGAUGGAAAGUAUUUAGCUAGUGGUUCAGAUGAUAGAAUUCUUUUGAUUUGGGCAUUGGAAGAAGAGAAUCGAAUAGAACCAGUCUUCGGAUUUGAACAUGAUAAAGAGCAUUGGACAGUACGUAAGAGACUGGUUGCUCAUGAUAACGAUAUUCAAGAUAUAUGUUGGGCUCCAGACUCCAGUAUACUUGUUACCGUGGGUUUAGAUAGAUCGAUCAUAGUGUGGAAUGGUGUUACUUUUGAAAAAAUUAAAAGAUUUGAUGUCCAUCAAUCGCAUGUUAAAGGUGUUGUGUUUGAUCCUGCCAACAAAUAUUUUGCUACUGCCUCUGAUGAUCGUACAUUGAAAAUAUUUAGAUAUCACAAGACAGGAGAUUCGAUGUUCACCGUAGAACACAUUGUAAGGAAACCAUUUAAAGAAUCUCCCUUAACUACAUAUUUCAGAAGGUUAUCUUGGUCUCCAGAUGGUCAACAUAUUGCUGCGCCAAAUGCUACCAAUGGUCCUGUAAGCUCAGUGGUGAUCAUAAAUAGAGGUACAUGGGAUACAAAUAUUUCCUUGAUUGGUCAUGAUGCUCCUACAGAAGUAGUAAAGUUUAAUCCUAGACUCUUUGAAAUUCCUACUGAAAAUAAAUCGAAAAGGGAAUCGGAUGGAUCUGAAACUUCCUUACCAAAAUCAUCCCAUAACUCAAUUGAAUCUAUAGUUGCCUCUGCUGGUCAGGAUAAGACUUUAGCGUUAUGGUGUACUAAUAGAAUUAGACCAUUGUUUGUAGCUUAUGAUAUUGCAAACAAAUCAAUUACAGACCUUGUAUGGACUCCAAAUGGUAGAGUGUUAUUUGCAACAUCGUUAGAUAGCUCGAUAACCGCUUUUAUAUUUGACAAGAAUGAGCUAGGUAAAACUGUAUCCUUGGAGAGAAAUAUGGAGGAGCUACAUAGAUAUGGUGUUGAUAAAGAUUCUUUAGAUUUCCCAGAGAGUGUAAAACAAUUAUAUCUAGAGGAUUCUGUAAAAAAGAUCAAUAUUAGGCAACCAGAAAAGAUAGACUCGAAACUCUUAGAAAGUAGAAUUACAAUGGAGUCGUCUCCAAAAGUACAUCCUCCAACUUCAAAAGAGCAGAAUGAGAAGAAGUCUGAGAGAGUAAAUAUAUUAGUGCCAAAGAGAGCAAGAGAUGAACAAUUAAACAAAACUGUGGUGAAAAACGGGAAGAAGAGAGUUGCACCAACUUUAAUUUCCUCUGGUUACUCUCCGAAUAAAGCCCAGCAAUCUAUUAAUGGAUUAAAUAGUAGUAAUGAUGAAUCAAAUAUACUGAAGUUAUCUUCUGUUCAGAAACCAGCAACAUUAUUUAAUUUGUCCAAAAAAUUUAGUUCCUCUUCAUUCCCAAUACCAAGAUUGGGUGUUCAUUCUUUGAUUAUGGGUACUAGAGAAAGAACAAGGAUAAAAACAGAUGCUAACCCUGAAGAUUCAGGAGAUGCUAACUCUAUCAAUAUAUCAUACAAUGGAGAAAAUUCUAUAGGUGGCAAUGAUAGUGAUAAAGAAGAAGAAGUAAUGCUAACUUUAAAUUCAAAAUUAACACCUGAUAAGGUGUGGAGUGAUGAACCAAGUUUAAGAUAUUUAGAAAAUAGUAGUAUUCUUCCAGAUACUGAUUCGGUUUUAUUACAAUGUGGUGAUCUUGAAGACUUCCAUGUAUUGGAAAUUCGUAAUGGUGUUGAAAGAUCGAUCCAAUUUGAUAAGGAUGCUCUUUUUGAUAAUCCAACGAGGGUUAUUGGUUAUAAUCGUGGUAAAAGGUCACUUGAAUUUUUUAUUCCAGAGGUUAUUAUAUCUGUAAUUGGUUCAGCAAAAUACAAAUGUUGGUGUAUGGCAACAUCGGAUGGGUCAUUAUACAUAGUGUCCACCAACGGUCAAUUUAAAUUACCAAAGAUUAGCAUAGGUCAUAAAAUAAUUAAAAUGGUUAUAUUUGAUACAACUUUAGUUGUGCUAACCGAGCGAGGAUUAUUCUUUGGAUGGGAUUUAUUGAAACUUAAAUGUGUAAUAAAGAAUAUCUCGAUUUUACCAAUAUUAUAUAGAGAAGAUUUUGAAUCUAAUAGGAUUAGAAUAAACAAGAAGAUAAGGAAUUUUGUACUGGUCCCGGAAACAAAAUCAUUAAUAAUAGAAAUGAUAAAUCCUGAUUCCACUUAUGAGUGGAAAACUGAUUUGGGUUGUUGGACAGAAGUAGUUAACUGA
Messenger RNA from Vanderwaltozyma polyspora DSM 70294, 2469 nucleotides. RefSeq names its product Hir1p (gene HIR1). The transcript has a single exon. Gene Ontology annotation, molecular function: nucleosome binding; protein binding. Gene Ontology annotation, cellular component: HIR complex; nucleus. The record is from RefSeq and is a predicted model, not a curated record. Gene Ontology annotation, biological process: DNA-templated transcription; regulation of DNA-templated transcription; chromatin remodeling. The coding region runs from base 1 to 2469 and encodes 822 amino acids. NCBI's taxonomy places the organism in Eukaryota, Fungi, Ascomycota, Saccharomycetes, Saccharomycetales, Saccharomycetaceae.